AUGGCUACCAACGAAAAGGGCGAUGUAACCCACUCGGCAGCAGGCGGCAGCGACAAUGCCCCCGCGACAACUACAGACGGCUUCCGCCCUGCAGGAUGGAUGUACAAGGGCUUCAAGGCAGGCCGCACUGAGCUCUGGUACGCUUCGCCAAAGGUGCAGCUCUUGAUGGUUUCUCUCGUCUGCUUCCUGUGCCCUGGCAUGUUCAAUGCCUUGACUGGUCUCGGCGGCGGCGGACAGGUUUCCAACGAGGCCCAGGAUCAUGCCAACACGGCCCUCUACAGCACUUUCGCCGUGGUCGGCUUCUUUGCCGGCACCUUUGCCAACCGUCUGGGUCUUCGUCUGACCCUCUCCAUCGGAGGACUGGGAUACUGCGUCUAUGCCGCAUCCUUCCUGUGCUUCACUCAUACCCAGAACAUGGGCUUCGUUGUCUUUGCUGGUGCACUGCUUGGUGUUUGCGCCGGUCUUUUGUGGACCGCCCAGGGCGCCAUCAUGAUGUCGUAUCCUCCCGAGCACAGCAAGGGUCGUUACAUUUCCUGGUUUUGGGUUAUUUUCAACAUGGGUGCUGUUAUUGGCUCGCUCAUCCCAUUGGCUCAAAACAUCAACAGGAAGGCUGGCCCUGUCACUGAUGGCACUUAUGCCGCCUUCAUCGUUCUGAUGUGCAUCGGCGCUGUCCUGGCUCUCUUCAUCUGCGACGCCGACAAGGUCGUCCGUGAAGACAACACCAAGGUCAUUGUCAUGAAGAACCCCUCGUGGAGCACCGAGAUCAAGGGUCUGUGGGAGACUCUGUACGACGCCCCCUGGGUUGUGCUCCUCUUCCCCAUGUUCUUCUCGUCCAACAUCUUCUACACGUACCAGAACGUCGACAUGAACCUCGCCCACUUCAACACCCGAACCCGCGCUCUCAACAACCUGCUCUACUGGCUCGCCCAGAUCAUCGGUGCCCUCAUUGUCGGCUACGGCCUCGAUGUUGCCAGCGUCCGCCGCAGCCUCCGUGCCAAGAUCUCUCUCAUUGUGCUCUUUGUCCUGACCUUUGCUAUCUGGGGCGGUGGUUACGCCUGGCAGAAGGACCAGUCACCCCGUGAGAUUGCCAUGGACCCCAAGAAUGAGGACCAGAAGGUUGACUGGGAGGAUGGCGGCAAGCUCUUCCUUGGUCCCAUGUUCCUUUACUUCUUCUAUGGCUUCUUUGAUGCUGCCUGGCAAACUUGCAUCUACUGGUACAUGGGCGCCCUCUCCAACUCUGGCCGCAAGACUGCCAACUUUGCUGGCUUCUACAAGGGCAUCCAGUCUGCUGGUGCCGCCAUCUUCUGGCGUCUUGACGGCAUCAAAAAGCCCUUCGACACAAUCUUCGGUGCCACCUGGGGCUGCCUCGCCGCCUCCCUCCUCAUCGCCGCCCCCGUAAUCUUCAUGCGCAUCCAGGACAGUGUCUCCAUCGAGGAGGAUCUCAAGUUCAGCGACGAGACGAUUGAGGAUGUCAUUGCCGGUCCUACGGAUAAGAAGGUUGUUGACCCCGAGUCUUAA
Messenger RNA from Fusarium keratoplasticum, 1518 nucleotides. RefSeq lists its product as uncharacterized. Lineage: Eukaryota; Fungi; Ascomycota; Sordariomycetes; Hypocreales; Nectriaceae. Gene Ontology annotation, molecular function: transmembrane transporter activity. Gene Ontology annotation, biological process: transmembrane transport. The coding region runs from base 1 to 1518 and encodes 505 amino acids. The transcript is spliced from 3 exons. The record is from RefSeq and is a predicted model, not a curated record.